AUGGACCGUGGCCUAUACAACAUAGUUGUUCUUCUCGAUUUAAAGAAAGCAUUCGAUACUGUCAACCAUGAAAUUCUUUUACGUAAGUUCGAACGGUAUGGCUUUGGUAAUAAAGCCCUAGAUUUACUAAGUAAUUACUUAACAAAUCGAACACAAAGAUGUCAGCUAAAUGGAAUUCUUUCAGAUCAGAGAGGAAUAACUUGUGGCAUCCCUCAAGGAAGUAUACUUGGCCCUCUUCUGUUUAUUAUCUAUAUAAAUGAUUUGCCAAAUUGUCUCAAACAUACAACACCAAGGAUGUUUGCAGACGAUACCAGCCUUACAUCUGUGGGCAAAACAUUAAAUGAAGCAGAAGAGAUAGCGAAUAAGGAUUUGAAAAAUAUUAAAGUGUGGUUGUGUUCAAACAAACUUAGCUUAAAUAUUGCGAAAACGGAAUAUAUUUUGAUUGGAUCACGCUCUAAGAUUAAUAGCAUGGAUGUCCAACCCACAGUUAAGAUCGACACAUGUCCAAUCAAAAGAGUAAAAAGCGCAAAAGUGCUAGGAGUUGAAAUCGAUGAGAACCUAAACUGGGAAAAACAUAUUGAAUAUAUCGCUAGUAAAGUAUCUUCGGGGAUUGGUGCGUUAAAAAAAACUUAAAGAAUUUGUAGACCGAGAUACAUUAGUGCUGGUGUAUAAUGCAUUGAUCCAGCCGCAUUUUGAUUACUGUUGUGAGGUUUGGGAUGAGCUUGGCAAAGGCCUCGGCGAACGUCUUCAAAAAUUGCAAAAUCGAGCGGCUAGAGUAAUUAUGAAUUUUAAAAAUGAGCAUGGACAGUCUAUCUUAGCUCGUACUGCUCUCGGUUGGACAUCCCUUGAAGAACGUAGAGCAUUAAUGAAGGCCAAACUCAUGUACAAAACAGUAAAUCAAUUAGCUCCACAAAGACUGUGUAACAUUUUCCAAUUUUCCAACACUGUUAAUAGUUAUAAUCUAAGAGGUUCUUCAACUGGGCUUUUUAUUCCAAGGCCCAGGACAGAAUUUUUUUUUAAAUGUUUCAGUUACAGUGGGGCUAAAUUAUGGAAUAGAAUACCAGAAAAUAUUCGAAAUUCGAUAUCUUACAACUCGUUUUGUAAAAACCUUUUCUCCUCGCCCUCGGCCUCCCAAUUAUUAAGUUAAGUAGUUUAGUUAAAUGAAUAUUUAAUAGCAUUUAUAUAAUAAUAGUUUGUAUGUAUUAGUAAAUUAGUCUUAAAAUUGUAACAGUAAGCCAGCACACCUCACAUGGAAAUCAGCAUAAUGUUGAAUGAGAUUAGUGUGCCUAAGUAAAGUUGAUCUAUCUAUCUAGUUACUUCCGUUUUACAAUUUCUUUCCUGCAAGAUUUAAAACUUUUGCAACAUAAUUACGUCGUCAUCUUUUCCAACUUGUACGAUUAUUUAAAUCUUGUACGAUUAUGUUUGUUUUUAUUUUCAGCUUCCAAGUUUAAUGAAAGGUUCACUGCAGACGAACAACUCAGGACCAAUGUCUCCAACUUCUGAUAUGAUACGACCCAAUACUGGUGACGGUGACUAUUCGCUUCUUACUAUAUUAACUCUUUUGCGAUAAUUAACCCUUUAAGUGGUUUUGUGCCUAAUGUCCCCUACUUUGUUAUGUUACUCUGUCUAAUGCCAGACGAUUUUACUUGUCAAGGAGAACGUGCUGGCACUGAGUGGAUAAAAAGGACGACCUUUGCUCGAAAGAUCGAGAAGGGUGAUCGCUAGAUAGUAUACUUCAAAAUAAGGUUUUCGUUUUUAUAACGUAGAAAGAAGUAUCCAAACGCAACACUAAACCCUAACCCUAAUACUAACCCCAACCUAACCCUAACCUAAUCCUAACUUAUUUUAAAAAUUGAUAUAAAAACGGAAACCUUAUUUUGAAGUAUACUAUCUAGCAAUUGCCGAUCGAGAAGUGUCUUUAUCUCUUUCCGAAUGAGCGACUUGUCAUUUUAUAUCAUAAAUUAUGGCUGACGCUGGAUCCCCAAGGUUUAAGAUUUUAAUGAAUUUUUUUAGGUUUGCUUCCUCUACCUGUUCCUCGCUCGCCUUUUCCUUUUGGUAAGAAUAUAAAUUACAAUCAAUUUUAUAAAAUGAAGAAAGUGUUGACAAUCACUCGUAUUUUGUCCAUGCUGACUUUGUUAAUUUGUUUUCUACUUCUUGUAUUCUGGCAUAAUAUUUAACUUAAUUUCCCUACGUAUUUAAUUGAUUUUCUUAAUUUAAUGUAUAUGUUCAUUUUGUUUCUGUCUCACAGGUGAUUUAUUUCCAUUCAAAAUGAUUUCCCCAGGAGAAGUCUCGAAUAAACAAAAGAAUCGUUCAUCAGGUAGAGAAUAUACAAGACAGUCCAAAAAAUGAAUGUUAAAUAUAGGCUUUUAGUUAUUCGAAUAAAAACUGAUAAAUAUAUUCUAUGAUACUCUUAUAUUUGCCAGCAAAGAACUCGUAUAAACGAACUGUGAAGAAAUAUGAAGGUAUAAGAUAUCGAAAAUCGGAGUCAAAACGUCGCAAUGAGAGAAAGACGUCACAAGGUAUUUUCUAGCAUAUUUAUUACCUGUGUUUUGACAUGGUUUGACGACGCUAGGCGUGAACACAACGAGAAAUCCAUAGCAUUCCCAAAGUGAUGCCAUACCACAGAUUCUAAGUUGGACUUGAUGACACUUUCCAGAAAUAAUUAUAAAAUUUUCCAAAAUUAUAUGUCCCCAGCAGGUAUCGACACUGUGCGCUUAGUUACUGUACUGUUAUUUUCAAUACGCAUGGAGUACGAGCUGACUAUGUUUUUUCUAAUGCUUCCAUAAAAUAGGGCAGCACCGGAAUCGCAGGGCCUCGAGUUACGAUUAUUGCCUAUAUGUACAUGGAAAUAAUACUCUAUAAAAAGUUGCUCUUCAGUUUUAAAAUGAGUAUUCUUUGGUAUUCUUUGCUUUUUCUCAUUUUUGGGUCUGAUGGAGGGAGAACCACCCGUACCUCUCUGUGGAACACACUGCAAUUCCCCUCUGAUCUUGUUCAAUGUCUCCACGUCAUGAUCAUACUGGUACACGUACUUAUCGACCAUAGAAAAUGCAUUAAGAUGGUUAAUCAGUUCAUUUGCUCUUGUCUUCCAAAUUUAGAUCCAAAUAUUGAGAAAAAGAAGAAGAAAGAAAAGAGAAACAAGCCUCCGAAAGGUGAAAGCUUGUGUGUGUACAUGUUUAUUUUAUCCUUUAAAUGAUAUGUAUUAUUGUACAUUCUCUUUGAUAAGAACAUUAAUGAAAACGGAGGUCGUAAGUCGUUUUAGAGAAUAAACGAAAUCAUCCAACGAUUCGAUGUUCUUUCGUAUAGUGUUCAUGGUCGCGUUAUUUCAGUGAGGUAGGGCGUUUUCCAUUAACAUGGCCAAAACGGUCAAAUUGUUGAAUGGCACAACAAAACGUUUGGGCUUCGGACCUAUCUGACCGGAAAAUUUAGAUAAAAUUAGAAUGAUGUUCAUUUUCGCUAGAUAUUUGAGAAACAUAGAACAGAUCUUUCCAUUGAUACAGAGACAAAAAUUCGGAUCUGACCGGUCAGGCCAUUAAAUGGAAAGCGCCCUUAGAGUGCGAUUUCACUUUUCAUAUACAUUAUACAAUAAUUGGUCAAAAUAAGAAGUUAUAUUUAGGGUGUGUUUAAAAACGGUCGGAUUAGAAAAUAAGGUGUUAUUUGCAGUUACAAAACUUUCAACUGUUGUUAUUUUUAAGUAUUUAACCUUAGUUGUUUUCUCUAUAUUUCAUGUUAUAUAUCUUUAUUUCUAUCCUUUGUUUAGAUAAUUCAAGUAAAGUUCGUAAAGUGAAGCAAGAACGUGGUGUGCUAAACUCAAAGAGAUCUGGUGGAGGUGAGAUAAAACCACCAUAUUUUUUUUCCUCAAAUGCAAUUCCGUAUAUAAUCAAGAUACAGUAUACCACUCAACAAAUUUAGGAGAAUCACAUAAUAACUGGACAACUAUAUUGCCGUGUACAAAUCGCAUGCGCAUUCUGAAAUACAAAAUAUAACAAAGUGAAGUACAAUUUUGAGAAAGUAUUUAUUAAAUUCAUUGAAUUACUGAACAUAAAAAUCGCGCAGACCAAAUAUCACUUUCCAGUUUCCAGUUUCCACCGUAUACACAAUAUAUUACUCUAGUGAUAUAUAAAACUCCAUGUGUAUGCUCAAACUUAAUACUAUGACAAUGCUUUAAAACAUUCACUCGCUACAUCUUACUUUCUAUAGAAUCUCUUUAGGCAUGCAUCAUCUGGGUUUGAAUAUUUUAUUUGUUAUUUCUAUUCAAAGAUACGGGUCAAGCAACAGGCGUUCCAAGAUUAGAGACCAAAGACAAGAACGCAGAUGACGAAGAAGACACGUACGAAGAAAUUAACCUUGGAUUUAAAGUGAAAACGUUGGAGGAAAUAUUGCGGGAUAAAGCUUUAAAGAAAUUUCUCGAACGGCAGAACAUGAAGAGUGGUGCAGAAGUUAGCAAUUCUAAGGGUGAAAUUCAACCUAGAGUUAAAUCCGAGACCACCGGCUCAGAAUCGAUAGAUGAAAAAAGCAUAGACAUGGUAUAUUCUAUCGAAGACGUUCUGCAGAAUGUUGAAACAAGCACAGUAGAAACUGUUAAACCAAAGUUUAAGAAAUUGAAACCUCUUAAACCACUCAAACCUCUUACACCUCUUAGAAAUACCAAACGAAAGAGCUUAGACGCUAAAAAUAUGACUGACAAAGCCGAAGAGAAAAAAGAUGGUGAUCAAAAGAAUCCCUUACCACCUUUAAAAAGAUUAAAACCUCUUUCAAAGACUUCACAAAAAGGGAAUUCAACGGCUAAGGUUUUAAAACGGAAACUAAACACAGACUCAGAUGAUGUGCAAAUUGUUCCUGGUAAAAAGCUUAAAAAAAUAGAGAGAGUGCUGGUAGAGGAUAAUUCAUUCUCCGAAGAUGCAGGAAAUCAAGUUCCCACUAACAAGGUUAUAGCAGAUAAAAAUGUUGUAUCGUGUGCGGACUUUGAAAAAUCAAGCACGAAGGAAGUUACACCAGGUAACUUAGCCAAAUCAACGCGUAAACCGAAACGAACUAUAGUCGUGCUUCAUUCUGGAACUCGCAAUAAAGCUGUAAAAAUAAGGCCUGUUCAGGUAGAUAAAAUCCAGGGAUUAAGAAAAGAGGGAAAGAGUACGUUAUCAGAACUUGCUGACAACGAACUUGCUGAACAAGACAUAGCUAAAGAGGAUCAAAAACGUGAAAAUGAUGAACAAGUGAAAGUGAUGAAUUUCACACACGAUAAGGAUGAACCACAGAAAAUAGUUAGCACAGUUAAGGUUCGUCCCAACACACUUGUAUUGAACGGUAACAGGAAACCUCCUGGGAAAAUUAUUAUGUUAAGCACAAGCAAGGAUACGAAAGAUUCCGUGUUACACAACGAUUCCCAAUGUAAAACAAACAAUGCAGUGAUAAACAAGGAUACUAGACCUUCAUCAAGUUCGGUAAUAUCUGGAAUAAACGCUGUUGUUGAAAACAUGGAUAAACAGGGAGUGAACAAGGAUGUGGAUCAGACGCUCAAGCAAGAUGAACAUAUAAAGAUCAACGACGGGAACACUGUUGUGCAAUUGAGUACGAAACCGUCAAGAAUGAUAAAGUUGAACAGAGACAGAUUAACAGAAAAAAAGAAUGAUAAAGGUUAGUCUAAUUUUUCUAUACCUGCUACAGCAUAUGAUACCGAAACCGGGAUCGAAAAUGUUAUCCGUUAUAAAUUUGUUUUAUUGUAUUUGUAUCGUAUAGUUAGUAGAGAAGUUGAAAUCUAGGGGGAUCUGUGGGGCAUGAUACCGCGAGAUAAUUUGAAAGAAUGGGGCUCAGAAAUGCCAUUUUCUGCACUUCUUAGUAUCGAAAUGAACAACUUGGACAACAUACAUCCUGUAAAAAUUGCUUCACAAUCAGAUUUGGUGGUUUCGGGAUGAUUUGGUGGGGGUUAUAAUCGCCAGCAAAUUAAGCAGAAUUGAACUAAAGAACGCCUGUCUCAAAUUAAUUAUAAUUAUAUAUAAUUAAUUGUUGUAUUAAACUUGACUACUCGUGUCUACUGUGCUAUACUGUACUGUACUUUGUUGCACUGCAUUAUACAUGGUGCAUGUACGUAUAGUAGUGGCAAUGUAUGCAAUCUAGUAUAAUCUAGUAUAUCGUCAUACAUAUGUGUACAAUAAUAACAUAUUUUCGUUACUGAUAUUUCAUUUACGAUAUUUAUUUCAGGAACGUCCAGGAAUCUAUUAAGUGCAUUGGGAAGGAAACUUAAAGUGAACAAAGCAAAGCCGUUGUCACAAAAACAAGGUACUGACAUAGUGGAGUAGCUACUUGUGUGUUGUGUAACCGUUGUAUUAUACCUUAUAUUAAGUUAAGUUUACGCUAUCGAAAUCUCUUCGAUCAAUAUGAUAUCAUUAUAGCACUUUUGACGUAAGAUUCAUGAAACUGUAUUUUGAUCAAGACACGUUUUUACAGUGUAAUCCUGCCAGGGAUUAUGUUUGGUGGUUAACGCUAGUUUUUUGAAACAGGCUUUUUUUCUCUACAGCUGUUGUGAAACCAGUGUCUGUCCAUAGUACGGAAUUUUCAGAACAAGGGCAAGGCAGCAGUAAGGCGCCUCAAGAUAGCAAUACGAGAGAGAAAUCGGAGGUGAAAUUUGCGGACACAUCACAGACUAUUGUACCUUCCCUUGGUUUGGCUAAUCUGUCAACAAAUAGCGAAACCAAGUUUAGAUUGAAUGACAAAAUCGGUAAUACAGAUCAGAAACGACUGGAAGCAGCCACGGUUACUACGGCUACACGACCUAAGGCUACUACGGCAACAAAUAUGUCAAAAACAUUUGCAAAGAAUGAUUCCGAUAAUGACAAUACCAACCAAGUUCAGAUUGCUAAGGAAUUAAAUGAAGAAGAGGAUAAACGUAUUGCACUAAAAACGACAAAAAACUCCACACUACAACCAACCAUCGAGGUUAGUAACUUAAACUUAGUACAUUACUUGGUACUCUAAUAAGUUUUGGUAUAUAUAAUAUUAAUCCACGGUGUGUCCGUGGUCAGCACCUCACUCCAAAGUGGACUCUUCCGCCCGCCCUGCAUUCAAAAGGUUUCAAAUGUGUGAUAACGAACAUUUAUAUAGUGGAUUUUAACAAUAUUAGCAUAUACUCGGGAGGUGGAUAGUGCUUUUCGCGCAAUUUGAUUGGUUGCUCAGCUCCCAAUAUCCUUGCACUAUUCACUUCCGGACAGAAACAAAAUGGCUUCCCGUUUCGUUCCGGUUACAGACGAGCGCAAAAUAUUUGUACGCAACGAACCUACGGUUUCGCCAACUGACGAAUUAAGCCACAAAGUUUUGUUUAACAGUGUGUAGAGAUAUUCUUUAAUUAAAACCAUAAUUUCUAAUGAAUAACAGUACAAAAAGCGUGUAAAUACUGUUUUGUUUACAACUGAUUACGGGAGCAAAUUGUUUUAGUAAUAAAUAUUUCAUUGUUUUUUGGUCAUUUUUGUUUUGAUAUGGUAUAUGCUAAAACAAUUAUUCACGUCCUAUUUGGUGUAGAGCAUGAUUAUUUGGUGUAUUUUUGUAAUCGUAACAUAUGGGCGAAUCUACUCGUUCGCAUGCGCCAUAAGAAGAAACUUACAAGGGUGCUUAUCUUUAUUUAGGAUGCUGCUGAUUCAUACGUGCCGUCAAGACGAAUAGAGGAGGGGAAAAGAGGUAAUAACUUUUAAGUUUUGAAAGUCCUGAGAGCCUUGUUACGGACCAAUUAUGAUGAUACCCAUCGUCGUCAUGUAAUUAGCGUGUCAAAGUUUCUGGGAAAUUAUAGAUAUUAAAUCUACCAAUUUGGGAACACAUGUAUUUUUAUAAAUUUCUUCGAAAUUGUGGUUCCAACUUUACAUAUUGAAAUCUACUUUAGAAACGUUUUACCUCUAUAGAACCCACCUAACAUGAUUUUGUUAUGCGCGCUCCCUUGUUUUAUUUAUUUACUAUAUCUUUUUUUGCAUUAGUACCUGAACCUGAGCACCACAAGAUUGAUAAAAUAUCUCCAGAAGAAAGAAGGGGAAACUCUCUGGAUAAAUUUUUCGACGAAAUGUAAGUAGACGUUUUUUCUCUUACCACCAAAAUUUUAGGAUUUACUUGAAAUAGCGUUCUGGGUCCUUUUUUAAUUAGUGGUAUUAAAUAUAUAGCAGUUAAAUUUUCGGCAACAUCUGCGUUAAAGUAAAACUCCAUAAAGCGAAAUUAUUCUUAUUCGUGUUGACUACAAUUUGGUCGGAAUUAAAGGUAGGCAAUAAAACUAUUGUUUCGAUUUACCGAGUUUUCCAUCGUAUAUUCAUUGUAGAAAAUAUAAUUCUAUAGAUCUGAGGAUGUCGAAGACGAAGGUGAAGAUUUUCUUAACGAAGCUCUUGCUGAAUUGUCUCCAGUUAAUACAGACGAUGAGGAAGACGUGUCGAAUGCUGAUGAUCUCCUCUUGGAAAUUGAGGAAAUGAUCAAUUCGUAA
Messenger RNA from Paramuricea clavata, 8446 nucleotides. Lineage: Eukaryota; Metazoa; Cnidaria; Anthozoa; Malacalcyonacea; Plexauridae. The record is from the annotation of a GenBank genome assembly.